CAUCCUGGAAAUAGCAGUUAGCUAGCCGCUGACUAAAAAUACAAAGUGGAGUGUGAAUUUUAUAAUGGGCGAAUUACAAACGUGGCUGUAGUGUAGAGAAAGAAGAUAAGGAACUAUCCAAACUGGUCUUUCCAACAUGGUCUGAGAGCUGAUUUAUGAAGAAGUCAGUUAACAAAGCUAACUAAAUGUUAGCGUAAGCUAACGUUCAAACUUUGAUGGGCAACAGCAGCAAUUCGCUAGCUAGCUGCUACUUUGUAAAUUUACUAGCACCCCAGCUAGCUAGGUAACACGUCUUGUUAUUGUAACAGAUAUGCCAACUGUCUAGCGUUGUAGGUGUUAACGUACUGUCUAGUAACGCAUUAUAUUGAUCAUUGGUUUAUGUAAAACUUGCGUCAAUGUUAUUACCAAGUAACGUCAGCUAAUUUAGGAAUAAUGACUAUUGUCAAGCGGCUAAUGCUAACGUUAGCCAUUUAAACUUUGCUGUAACUAACAUAUGCACAGUUACUCGAAAUCAGUACUGAUGCUCUUUCUUAUUUUAAUAGUGAAAUAAAUAGAACAGCUAGUGAACAGGUCCAGUCUGAAUUGCGAAUUUACACAUCUGUGUUUUCCGAUUGAUUUCAACCAAUCACAUGAGAUAAACAAUGCGAAACACCAGGAUGUCAAACGUACGGGGAUUAACGUUAGGGCAGCAUUAUUGUUUAGAAAACACAGCUGUCCGCUCAUUUCGAUAAUCAUCGUAUCCGUCAUAAUGCAGCUACAAUAGAUUUUUGUGAUUGCUAACCGUGUAGUGUAACAUACUAAAACAUUUUGCUAUCCAGUUCAUCUUAAACCGUCAGUAUAGGCUACAGUCUACUUUUCUUUAAGUUAUGCCUGGGGACGCAUCUGAUAGUAGUGAUGACUCCGAUUCAAAAACAAAUGAAAAGGCCUGCACCGUCAAGCAUCAAAUCACCAAUGCUAACCUCACAGGUCACACUGAGAGGGUUGGCAUGGAGAACUUUGAGCUGCUCAAAGUCUUGGGCACUGGAGCUUAUGGAAAAGUGUUUUUGGUCAGGAAGAACAGUGGUCAUGAUGUGGGCCAGCUGUAUGCUAUGAAGGUGUUAAAGAAAGCAGCUAUUGUUCAAAAGGCAAAGACAACAGAACAUACUCGCACUGAGAGGCAGGUGCUGGAGCACAUCCGCCAGUCGCCCUUCCUGGUCACACUCCACUAUGCCUUCCAGACGCAGAGCAAACUGCAUCUCAUCUUGGACUAUGUGAGCGGUGGGGAGAUGUUCACUCAUUUGUACCAGCGGGAUCACUUUCCUGAGGAGGCAGUGCGGAUAUAUAUUGGGGAAAUAAUCCUGGCUCUGGAGCACCUGCACAAGCUUGGGAUUGUGUACCGAGACAUCAAGUUGGAAAACAUUCUUCUAGACAGUGAGGGCCAUGUGGUAUUGACAGAUUUCGGGCUCAGCAAGGAGUUUCUGGAGGAAGAGAAGGAAAGGACCUACUCUUUCUGUGGCACCAUUGAGUACAUGGCACCUGAAAUCAUCAGAGGGAAAGCCGGGCAUGGCAAGUCGGUAGAUUGGUGGAGCCUUGGGAUCCUGAUGUUUGAGCUUCUGACGGGAGCAUCUCCUUUUACCUUGGAGGGAGAGAGAAACUCCCAGAGUGAGGUGUCAAAACGUAUUUUGCGCUGUGAUCCACCGUUCCCGUCUAUGAUUGGAUCCACUGCUCAGGACCUGCUUAGGAAGCUAUUAGUGAAAGAUCCCCACAGGAGGCUGGGCUCUGGACCACGAGGGUCUGAAGACAUCAAAGCACAUCCCUUCUUCAAGGGCCUGAACUGGGCUGACCUAGCACAGAAGAAGGUGCCAAGUCCUUUUAAGCCAGAGCUGAAGAGUGAGCUUGACGUGGGGAACUUCGCUGAGGAGUUCACCGGGAUGGAUCCCGUCUACUCUCCAGCGAGCACGCCCCCAAGCACUGGUCGCCUGUUCCAGGGUUACUCUUUUAUUGCUCCCUCCAUCCUGUUCAAUAAGAACGCGGUCAUGGGAGACUUUGCAGAAUCCCAGGUUGGUGCUGAUCGACCAGGUUCAGCAUCUGUCCAGCGCAGUGCAAUGUUAGAGGAAUCCCAGUUUUUUCAGCACUAUGAGCUGUGUCUUCACGGGCCACCUCUAGGCGAGGGUAGUUUCUCUGUGUGCAGGAAAUGCCGACACAAGCAAAGCGACGACGAGUACGCUGUCAAGAUCGUCAGCCGCAGAAUGGAGGCAAACACACAGAGGGAGAUUGCUGCUUUGAGGCAAUGUGAAGCUCACCCAAACAUCGUUAAACUGCACGAAGUGUAUACUGAUCAGUACCACACAUAUUUAGUGAUGGAGCUCCUGCGAGGUGGGGAGUUGCUGGAAAGGAUCAAGAGGAAGAAACUCUUUGGCGAGGCGGAGGCCAGUCAACUGUUACAGAGCCUGGUCUCAGCGGUCAGCUUCAUGCACGAGGCUGGAGUUGUGCACAGAGACCUCAAACCAGAGAACGUGCUGUUUACAGAUGAGGGGGAGGACUCGGUGCUGAAAGUAAUAGAUUUUGGAUUCGCCCGCCUGUGCCCUGCAGGCAGCGCCCCCCUGCAGACUCCCUGCUUCACGCUGCAGUAUGCUGCACCUGAACUUUUUGAGAGUGCAGGAUACGACAAAGCCUGUGACCUCUGGAGCCUUGGGGUCAUCCUGUACACCAUGCUGUCAGGUCAGGUGCCAUUUCAGAGUGAGCAGCGUGGGAUGACCUCAUCAUAUGCUGCUGACAUCAUGCAAAAGAUAAAAGAGGGCGAUUUCUCAUUGGAUGGGGAGGCCUGGAAGGGCGUAUCAGAGGAUGCCAAGGAGCUUGUUAAAGGCCUACUGACAGUGGAUCCAGAGAGGCGUCUUAAACUCUCUGAUCUGAAAGAGAACAGCUGGCUGCAGGGCGGAGCAUCCAUGUCCACUACUCCUUUGUGCACCCCAGAUGUGCUUGAGUCGAGUGGGCCCACUGUCCGCACUUAUGUCAAUGCCACCUACAAGGCUUUCAACCGUGGUAAGAGAGAGGGCUUCUUUCUGAAAAGUGUCGACAAUGCUCCCCUUGCAAAACGACGAAAGCUGAAGAUGACAAGCACAGGUGUGGAGACCCGAUGGAGUUCAUCCUCUUCCUCCUCCUCUUCUUCCACUUCCUCCUCUGCCUCUGCAACAGCAUCCAAAGCGCAGCCAAAGCAAACUGUGACCCCAAAGCAGAGCUAGCCUAAAACGGCAGGGAAGAGAACGGCAGAAAAAGGAAGUGGUAUGUGCUUAUACUGGCAACAUGUUGUCCCCCAGUGGUGAAAACUGGUGAAAAAACAACGUCACACAAACCAAAACACUGGUUUAGGGUAGUGUUAAGUUUUCGAUUCAAAAUUGAAUUUCACUUUUUAACAGCUUCAUUCAUCAUGCCAUAUUCUUCCCAAACCAAACAUGUAUUUUCCUUGAGUGGCUGGAAGAGAAGAUGAUAGAGGUCUAGUUUGGCAUCUUUAAGAUGAACAGAAAUCUGUGGCCUUGAGGAAAAUUAUUCUUUUUCAGUAUUCUCCUACCAUAAUAUGGUGACACUAGAAGUUGAAAAUGAGAUAUUUACCUAUUUUCACUGUGGGUAAGAAACAGUGCCUGUCUAUAUAGGGAUAAAGGGAAAAAGGAGCCAUAAAUGAGCAGAAGCCAUAUAUACAGCAAAGCGGUGAAUAUAUCAAUAGAGCCGUGCACACAAAUUUGCAAAAAGCAUAUGAAUAGUCCUUCCAGAAAUUAGCAGGCUUAACUCUUUCACCGAAUCGAGUUUUUAUUAACCCCGCCACACCUGUAAUGAUUGGUAAAGAUACCGCAGCAUUUGGCCACAAGUGCUGUACCACAUGAAGGCAGCAGUUUUGUGGAAACUGUUUCUCAUUUGUGUAGGUUGGGCAAAAAUCGAGGUGUUUGCACUAUAUGCCGAGAAUGUAAAUGAUCAAAUGUUUAAAAAAAGCAAAUUACUGGAAGGACUGAGUGCAGAGUGAAAUGCUUGUGGUAUGUGUAACCUUUGAGACUGCAGAGGAGGAAUACUCCUGCAGACAAAAUCUUCUCUACUGGAAAGAUUGCAAAGCAGUUGCACCUCCAAUACACUACCAGCUCUACAGAUCGCAUUAGACACAACGUGAGCGUACAGUAGCACCUGUAAAAACCGAUGAAGAGGCGGCCAUGAAAUGGAGUGUGAUUAUCUUGUCAUACUUGCUGUAAAUUACUUGCCUUGUUGUGCUGGUCUGGAAAUCUCUAGCAUGCUAACUUGCUGUGAUGAUUAACUGUAAGAACUUUUUCUAUAUUUUUGGUAUCUCGGGCUCACUAAGGAAACAUAACCAAGAAUGUUUUUAUGCCACCAAGCGCGGCUUGAGUGUCUGCACAAAAUGGAGCAAAAUCCAUUUUGGCGAUUUUGUGUGAGCGUUGCCUUGGGCUUGUGAAUUUUAAAAGGGUGUUUUUUUUUCUGUUGCCCGAUCAGACCAGUACCAUAUGUACCAUAUGCGGCUAUCAGAAAUGCAGUUGGAUUUGAUCCUGUGAAAUAUCAUCACCUCUCAAUUAAGCUCAGUUUUUGUCACCUGGGCUGUAAGGGUCACCCAGAUAUGUCUUUUUACAGAUGUGGUUUUAAUACAUUGUAUGGCUUUGCAAUUCAAAUUAUGUUACAGAAUGAGACACGUAAUAAUGACUUUAAUAUGGUUCUUGUGAGACCAACCAGCAAGACCUGGUGUGUACAUACUCAUCCUUGAUUUAGAGCAAAAAAGAUAGAAUGAUUAAACAUUUGAUAACUGUUUUAAUGGUAUAUUCGUUUCCUGAUGUAAUUAUGUUUUUAUUGGCCGUUUUCUUUUUUACUUGUUGCACAGUCAGUUGAUCAAUUGAACACAUUUCAGCUUUAAAGGUGCUUUCACUAAUAUUUAUUACAUGUAAUUGAUUUUAAUGCUGUGGUAAUGGGAUUGAUGAUUAAAUUGUUGUGUACCAGCACUGUGUGUGUUUGCGUGUGUGGAUGUGGGUGUGUGAGAGCAUGAGUGGCGCUGGGAGGCUGGUUAUACUGAUAUUUCUCUACCAGAUGAAGCAUUAUUGCAAGUUACUGUAUUACUUUCUUGUUGUUUGCCGCCUUUGUCUUUUGAAUGGUAACUGGUUUGUUGUGUUUGAACAUUGAAUUUUUUUCUUAAGAAACUGUACUUUUAUUGGUGUUGAUAUUCUUUUGUUGUAGUAAAUGAAAUUCUUCUCCUUUCUUUUUUUUGAGCAUUACUAUUUUACUGAGAUGCACUGUCACUGAUGUCGUAACUGGGAAUUUAUCUUUUGCACCAAGAUUUUUUUGGUUGGUGCAAAAUAAACAUUACUUUUAAAUAGA
This is a messenger RNA of Chelmon rostratus (copperband butterflyfish), 5340 nucleotides long. RefSeq names its product ribosomal protein S6 kinase, polypeptide 4 (gene rps6ka4). The transcript has 18 exons. The record is from RefSeq and is a predicted model, not a curated record. Gene Ontology annotation, biological process: regulation of DNA-templated transcription; protein phosphorylation; intracellular signal transduction. Bases 867 to 3221 code for a protein of 784 amino acids. NCBI's taxonomy places the organism in Eukaryota, Metazoa, Chordata, Actinopteri, Chaetodontiformes, Chaetodontidae. Gene Ontology annotation, molecular function: ATP binding; magnesium ion binding; protein serine/threonine kinase activity.